AUGCCUAUUCUCGCAGGAAAAGAGAUAUCUCAGAAUGGACUAGGUCUCAUGCGAAUGACCUGGCGCGGUGAGCAAACCCCCGACAGUGUUGCCUUUCCCGUCCUGAAGGCCGCUCUUGCAGCCGGAGUCAAUGUAUGGAACGGCGCAGAUUUCUACGGUUCUGCCGAAAACAACUCUUUGCAUCUUCUCGCGCGCUACUUUGCAGCAUAUCCUGAAGAUGCCGAGAGAGUUGUUCUCUGUAUCAAGAGUGGUUUUGCCGAUAGGAAGACAUUCACGGUGGAUAGUUCGCCGGAGGCGGUCUAUAAGUAUGUCGAGAAUGCGAAUAAGAUCUUAGGGGGGCAUAAACAUAUUGAUCUGUUUGGGAUGGCUAGGCAGGAUAAGGUUACGCUGAUUGAGGAUACCGUUAAGGCUUUGGAUGAGUGUGUCAAGAAGGGGUUGAUCGGCGGAAUUCAAUUGAGUGAAGUCUCAGCCAAUUCCAUUCGUCGAGCUAGUGCAGUAGCAAAGAUCGAUAUGCUCGAGGCGGAGAUUAGCUUGUGGGCUACCGAUGUCUUCGAGAACGGCGUCGCAGAAGCUUGUGGAGAAUUAGAAAUCGUGAUGUCUGCUCAUACGCCAAUUGGAGCAGGCAUGCUGACGGGCCAGUUCAAGAGUUUGGAUGAUUUGCCGGAGGGUGAUCCGCAUCGACACUUUCCCCGUUUCCAGCCAGAAAACUUUCACAAGAAUCUAGAGCUGGUGGAGGAGUUAGGAAAGUUGGCUUCGGAGAAGGGCUGUACCCCUGCACAGUUGGCUUUGUGUUGGAUCAAGUCGCAGAGCAAGAAGCCAGGCUAUCCUCCUAUCAUUCCAGUAUUUGGGGCUAGAACAGAGUCUAGGGUUAAGGAGAACACGGCGGAGAUUGAACUGACGGACUCGGAUCUUGACAAGAUUAAUGAGAUUCUUGUUAGCUUUCCGGUGCAAGGACAUAGGUAUCCAGCUGCGACUGCUGGUCUUUGCGAGUAUUAG
This is a messenger RNA of Botrytis porri, 996 nucleotides long. RefSeq lists its product as uncharacterized. Gene Ontology annotation, cellular component: cytoplasm. Bases 1 to 996 code for a protein of 331 amino acids. The transcript has 2 exons. NCBI's taxonomy places the organism in Eukaryota, Fungi, Ascomycota, Leotiomycetes, Helotiales, Sclerotiniaceae. The record is from RefSeq and is a predicted model, not a curated record.